Molecule: messenger RNA, 1536 nt
Organism: Aaosphaeria arxii CBS 175.79
Lineage: Eukaryota; Fungi; Ascomycota; Dothideomycetes; Pleosporales
Product: nitrate transporter CrnA
Exons: 4
Coding region: 1-1536 (511 amino acids)
Biological process (GO): nitrate transmembrane transport; nitrite transport
Cellular component (GO): membrane
Molecular function (GO): nitrate transmembrane transporter activity; nitrite transmembrane transporter activity
Source: RefSeq, a predicted model, not a curated record
AUGGCGCGAUUUUCCCAGUUGUGGGAAUCCCCCCAAGUGAACCCCGUUAGCCAAAAGGCAAGGUCGAUCCCCUUCUUGAACCCGUUCACCAAUGUUUAUGGAAGAGUCUUCUUCUUUUCGUGGUUUGGUUUCAUGAUAGCGUUUUGGAGUUGGUAUGCCUUCCCACCACUUCUGGCCGAUGUUAUUGCGCACGAUAUACACAUGAAACCCUACCAAGUUGCCAACUCCAAUAUCAUCGCACUGACAGCUACCCUUAUUGUUCGGCUUAUAGCAGGCCCUUGCUGUGAUCGUUUUGGUCCUCGAAUCACUUUCGCUGGCUGUCUGUUGGCAGGAGCGGUGCCCACCUUCCUUGCAGGUGCCGUUUUCAAUGCGUCUGGUCUUUAUGCCCUUCGUUUCUUCAUCGGUAUCCUCGGCGGCAGCUUCGUGCCUUGCCAGGUCUGGACGACAAGUUUCUUCGAUAAGAAUGUUGUAGGCACGGCGAACGCGCUGACAGGAGGCCUUGGCAACCUUGGUGGAGGUAUAACGUAUUUCGUCAUGCCCGCUGUUUACAACUCUCUCGUACAGGAUGGCCUGAGCACAUCCAAGGCCUGGCGAGUAUCCUUCGUCGUCCCAGGCAUCUUGAUCAUCUUCGUCGCCGUGUGCCUGCUUUGUCUCUGCCCCGACACGCCUUCCGGAUCCUGGAACGACCGCUUCGCCGUUGCUGAGGAGAACCUCCGCCGCCUUUCUGUGGAAGGCAUCGUCACUGUUCCUGGUCAAAUCAGCGAGGCCACUCCUGCUUCCACGAAUUUCUCAUCUCCCAACUCCUCGAACCCUGCUCUCGUGAGGGAAAAACCACAUGGCUGGAAGGACAAUGAGGCACAGGUGUCUGAUAAGGAUAUGCUCGCAACAGCCCAGGGAGAGCUUAUCCAGAAGCCAUCCUUCAAGGAAGUCUUCUCAGUCAUGUUCUCUCCUCAGACCAUCGUCACUGCUGCCUGCUACUUCUGCACAUUUGGUGCCGAAUUGGCCAUCAACUCCAUCCUAGGAAACUACUACAUGGAGAACUUCACCACACUUGGCCUACAAGAAACCGGCAACUGGGCUGCAAUGUUUGGUUUACUCAACGGUGUCGCAAGACCACUCGGCGGCUACAUGAGCGAUCUUGCAUACCAACAGACCAAAUCAGUGUGGAUGAAGAAGGUAGUCCUUCACACAUACAGCAUUCUGACUGGUGUGUUCUUGAUCAUAAUCGGAGUCCUAAACCCCAAGGAUCAGGCAACCAUGUUCGGCCUCGUCGCUGUGAUGGCAGUGUUCCUCGAGGGUGGCAAUGGCGCAAACUUUGGACUUGUGCCACAUGUACACCCAUAUGCAAAUGGUGUUGUCAGUGGUUUCACAGGUGCAGCUGGAAACUUCGGAGGAAUCAUCUUCGCGAUCAUUUUCCGAUACAAUGGCAAGGACUACGCGAGAGUUCUCUGGAUCAUUGGCGCCAUCACCAUCGGUAUCAACCUGGCUGUAUCUUGGAUCAGGCCUAUACCAAAGGGGCAAGUCGGCGGUCGUUGA